Messenger RNA from Talaromyces proteolyticus, 2038 nucleotides. RefSeq names its product FMN binding oxidoreductase. The transcript is spliced from 4 exons. Bases 458 to 1699 code for a protein of 413 amino acids. The record is from RefSeq and is a predicted model, not a curated record. Lineage: Eukaryota; Fungi; Ascomycota; Eurotiomycetes; Eurotiales; Trichocomaceae. Gene Ontology annotation, molecular function: oxidoreductase activity; FMN binding.
GUCAUGAGUGGCGUGUAGUGGAUGUUGUAAAUUCCCAGAGGUAUGAUGAAGAUACCAUUGAUUUUGCGGUUAAACCUUGCAAUUUAAAUGGAUAACUGGCAUAUUUGUAUACUAAUUUCGCGGACAAAUCCCGCUCGAUGUAACUUGGGUAUAUGGUACAUGUUAAACAUGGCAAGCAAGGCCCACGCAGAGGUCAAUGCAUUCCGGAAAAAGAGGUUAAAGUUAAAACGGAUAGUCUAACCAUCCGAACAAAUCAUUUCUUGAUUUCAAAGAACAGACCGUGUACGUCGAUCUCCGCGCCGGGGUAACUGAUUUGUCCGGGAGAGUAGGUGCCGAGGUUUUUCUCUCAAGGGUCUGAUAUUAAAUAUUGGCUACAAAAGUCCUUCCCAGUCCUUUCGUGUAUUUUAGCCGUAUCGAUUUCAGGAAUUUUAUUUGAUACCUGAAACUUUUAGACGACAUGGACUCUGCAAUUGCCCAACCGCUGACCCUGAAAUGCGGUCUGGAGUUGAAAAAUCGUCUUGUCAAAGCCGCAAUGGCUGAGAUGUUGGGAGACAAGAAUGGCUUACCGACUGAAACUCUCAACAAGGUAUAUGCCGAAUGGGGACGCGGCGGUUGGGGCAUGAUACUAACAGGAAAUGUUCAAGUUGAUGUGGCAUUUCUUGGAACUUCAAAAGACAACACCGUCAAUCCAAACCACAAGGAAGAGCUGAUUAGGACAUGGAAAUCGUGGGCUGCUGCAUGCAAGCAAGAAGGGACGCCUGCAAUUAUGCAAAUCAACCAUCCGGGACGACAAUCCCCUCUCGGCGCUGGAACAAAAGGCAUAUUCACCAAAAAUCUAGCACCAAGCCCGGUAGCAAUCAACCUAGGCCCAGGUGUUGUCGCCAAAGUCGCUAGUUCCUUGGUCUUCGGCUGCCCACGAGAAAUGACGCAGGCUGACAUUGACAAUGUCAUUCAACAAUUUGUGUACACCAGUCGUUUGGCCGCCGAGACUGGGUUUCAAGGAGUCGAAAUACACGCGGCCCACGGAUAUCUUCUCGCUCAAUUUCUGUCAUCCAAGACAAAUCUUCGUACAGACGCAUAUGGGAAAUCGCCUGCCGGUCGGGCAAAGAUCGUCGUUGAGAUUAUCAAGGCUAUUCGGGGAGCCGUUCCCGACAAGGGUUUCUGUGUCGGAAUUAAGCUUAAUUCUGUCGAUCACCAAUCCGCCAACGAGCUGAGAGAUUGCAUUGAGCAGCUGAAGCAGAUUGUCGAAGCUGGCGUGGACUUCGUGGAAGUCAGUGGCGGAAGUUAUGAAGAUCCUACGAUGUUACAAGCUACUCCUGCAGAGCCUGUCCCCGAAAAGUCAGCUCGUACGGUAGCCCGCGAGGCAUUCUUCCUUGAAUUCGCACAAGCCAUUCGAGGGGAAUUCCCUGAUGUUCCACUGCUGGUGACUGGGGGUUUCCGCACGCGUGGUGGGAUAGCCAAAGCCAUAGAGGAUGGUGGCUGUGACAUGGCCGGCCUUGGAAGACCGGCGGUACUCAAUCCAACUCUGCCGAAGGAUAUACUUUUCAACCCAAAUGUGUCGGAGGAAAAUUCACGAUUGGUGACGAAAACAAUUCCACCGUCUUGGAUAGCGAGAUUCACUGGGAUCAAGUCACUUGGGUCGGGGGCUGAAACUAUGUGGUAUAGCAAACAGAUGGAAAAAAGAGUGCGCAGUCUUUAAACGCCUAGGCGACAUCUGCGACGUGAUAUUUACGAGAUGAUUACUGCCCCUGCCCGUUUCAAUAUUCCUUUCUCUGAGCGAAUAGUAUAUAAUGUUAGGUGACGUUAUUUAAUAGACAUGGAUAAUCUAUGGAGUUACAUGUACUUUAGGAGACGAAUUUCUGGAAAUAAUAUAUGUCAAAUGGACUAGCAUAAAAUAUAAAGCGCGAUAAUAAAAUAGGCUGCGCUAAGGAACAGCAUUGAUUAGAGCAGGGAAAAUACAUACCAAUUUGACGCCGUAAGAAGCGUCGCUGCCGACUAUCCUUAUCGGCUGCAGGGCAAACCACUUCCUUUUGUAAAC